GAUUUAUUGAACCAAUAGUUUCAUUACCACUAAACUAUUUUAUUUUGGCAUCCUCUCAUGUAUUUGACAAUGAUAAUAAACCUUUUGUUUGGGGCUUAUCUGAACGUGGAUUUUUAAACCUGUGGUUUAUGAUCGGUGCUGCAUUUUAUGCACAAGGUGCCGGAAUGCAUUCUACUGCAAUCCUCGCAAAGCAUUGGCUACAAGAUUUAAUCGAUGAAAAUCCUCAAGUUGUAGCAUCAUAUCCUGCCGUGAAUGAUAUGCUAUAUUAUUUUCAAACUACUCUUGAGCAUGUGAUCGGCCAUUAUAUGUACGCCUUCGGUUCAGUUAUAAUAUCCUGGUCACAUUUAUUCGCUUAUCGACAUCAAAUACACAAAGAAAUUCAAUCCAAGAGAGGCGUAGCUAUUGAAUUUCCAAAAGGCACUAUUGUUGGAUUAGCCUAUGUUCUGAUAAUAGGUAUUCCAUUAGGAAUUUAUUUAUUUAAAACUGGUGAUUUAUUGACGAAAGGUAAACGAUUGGUACUCCAGUCUUAUCUCAUUGGGUAUAUUAUUGGUUUCAUCAUAAUCAUUAUUUGGGUGAUUGCAGUUGGUGGAUUUAACGAUAGGAAGAGUGCCGGAAUUCUAAGUAAUUAG
This is a messenger RNA of Racocetra persica, 629 nucleotides long. The record is from the annotation of a GenBank genome assembly. NCBI's taxonomy places the organism in Eukaryota, Fungi, Glomeromycota, Glomeromycetes, Diversisporales, Gigasporaceae.